Molecule: messenger RNA, 1209 nt
Organism: Moesziomyces antarcticus
Lineage: Eukaryota; Fungi; Basidiomycota; Ustilaginomycetes; Ustilaginales; Ustilaginaceae
Product: RNA recognition domain-containing protein
Exons: 2
Coding region: 1-1209 (402 amino acids)
Biological process (GO): mRNA 3'-end processing
Cellular component (GO): mRNA cleavage and polyadenylation specificity factor complex
Molecular function (GO): mRNA binding
Source: RefSeq, a predicted model, not a curated record
AUGGUUGGGCCCGGUCCUGGAAGGGGGUCGCGCGUCGUCUUCGUCGGCAACAUCCCAUAUGACAUGUCAGAGGAGCAGUUGACUGACGUCUUCCGAGAGGUGGGCAAGGUGGUCGGAUUCCGCCUGGUCAACGAUCGCGACACGGGCAAGUUCAAGGGAUACGGAUUCUGCGAGUUUGAAGAUCCAGAGACCGCAGCCUCUGCGGUGCGAAAUCUCAACGAAGUCGAAGUGGGCGGCCGCCCCCUGCGCAUCUCGUUCGCGGACAUCGACCCGCUCAUGGAAGGACGCUCGACACAGCACGGCCAGUUUGACCAGGAUGAUCUGCGCAGAAGGGCAGCAGCGGCUGGACGCGCUGGCAGGCCAGGGACAUUCGGCCAUGCAGGCCCGACCCGUGGAGGAGGAGCAGUGGGCUCGGGCUGGCAACAGCGCGAUAAUGGCUUCGGCCAGCGACCUUUCGGCGGUCCUGGCGGCGCUCCAUAUGGUGGACCUGGCGGACCUCCUGGUGCGUAUGGCGCGCCAGGAGCAGGGCCCAUGGGCGCGGGUGGUGGACCGAUGACAUUGCCGCCGAAUCUGCCAGCUGGUGUGCCGCUGCCACCAGGCGUGGGCGCGACGGAUGCCAUCACACAAACGCUGGCAACGCUACCGCCCAACCAACUGCUCGACAUCAUGAGCCAGAUGAAGUCGCUCGUCACAACAUCUCCGGACCAGGCGCGGGCUCUUCUCACUGGCCACCCGCAGCUUGCCUAUGCGCUCUUCCAGGCCAUGCUUAUGAUGAACGUCGUGGACCCGGACAUUCUGCAGCGCAUCCUCGCCGCAUCGGGUACGCUGCCUGGUGCACCGGCCGCUGCUCCUGCUGGAGCGCCUGGAGCCGUUCCGCCUCACAUGCAGCAGGCUGCCUCCAACAAUGGCGGAGGAUCCGCGACACCGCCUCAACACUACGGCGGAGCACCUCCGCCCGGAGCCUACCCGCCUUCUGCCCGCCCACCUCCCGGGCCAUACGGUCAGCUUGGCUACGGCGCCCAGCCACCUGCGCCGCAAGCGCCCGCUGCCAACGAUCCGAUCGCAGCGCUCGCCGGCCAGAAUCUUCCCGAGGAGCAGAAGGCGCUGCUCAUGCAGGUACUGCAGCUUACGCCGGACCAGAUCAACGCGCUUCCUGCCGAUCAGAAGGCGAGCAUCAUGCAGCUCAAGGCGCAGUUUGGACAGGCCUGA